Messenger RNA from Rotaria sordida, 1056 nucleotides. The record is from the annotation of a GenBank genome assembly. Lineage: Eukaryota; Metazoa; Rotifera; Eurotatoria; Philodinida; Philodinidae.
AUGAAUUCUUCAUGUUAUAUUACUGCUGAUUCGAAAAUAAUUUUAUCAUUUUUUAUAAUUGGUUUCUUUUUAUCAAUAAUUGGUUGUAUACUUAAUCUUUGUUCAUGUUUACUUUUUAUUCGUACAAAAUCUCUUUUUAAUACACCUUAUGCUAUAUUUAUAAUAGCUUUAUCAUUAGUUGAUAUUAUUAAAAUUAUAGCAGAAUAUUUUAUUCAUUUAUUAUUUAUUUAUAUUCAACAUCCAUAUUUUGUUUGUUCAAUAACAUGGUUUUUAACAAUGACUAGUGAAAAUAUAUCAUAUGCAUUUCUUGGUGCAUUAGGUAUUGAACGUAAUUUAAAAGUAUGGGCAAUAGAUCGUCGUUGGUUAAUAACUCGACAACGUGCUUGUUUAAUAACAUUAUUUAUAGUUUUAUUUAUUAUUAUUUAUAAUCAUCCAUUUCUUUUCUGGCCAUCCGAUGUAUCCUAUUGUUAUUUUCUAUUAUUUAAUCAUAUAACUAUAUAUACAUGUAAUAAUGCAAAUUAUUAUGCAUAUGGUUAUUCAUUUUCAUUAACAAAACUUUUACUUAUUGAAAAUAUGGGUUUAAAUAAUAUAAUUUUACCAUUAAUUAUUAUUUUAACAAAUAUUAUUUUAGUUAUUGGUUUAAAACGUCGAAAUUAUCAACGACGUCAUCAUUUAGGUACAAAUAAAAUAAAUGAUUGGAGAGAACGUAGUAUUCUUAUUUAUAUGUUAUUAUCAAGUAUAACUUUUAUUAUAUUAACAUUACCUGUUGGAAUAUUAUUUGUUUGGGGAAUAAUAUUUGGUAAACAAAUACCAACAAAUAAUUUUGUACUUAUAUGUGAUCUAAUGGAAAUAAUUCAUCAUUGUUCACAUUUUCCAAUUUUAUUAAUGACAAGUUCAAAAAUUCGUCGAAAAGUUUGUGAAUAUCGUUAUAAACAAGGACGAAAUAUAUCAUUUGGAAGUCGAUCACGUUCUCAAACACAAUCAUCAAAUCAUCAUGAUAGAUGUCUAACAAUAUUUCGUUUAUGUUUAAUUGAUUUAUCAAGUGAUCCUUCUUAG